Cryptococcus wingfieldii CBS 7118 is the source of this 4671-nucleotide messenger RNA. RefSeq lists its product as hypothetical. The transcript is spliced from 15 exons. The record is from RefSeq and is a predicted model, not a curated record. Bases 1 to 4671 code for a protein of 1556 amino acids. Gene Ontology annotation, biological process: mitotic chromosome condensation. Gene Ontology annotation, molecular function: ATP binding; protein binding. Gene Ontology annotation, cellular component: chromosome. NCBI's taxonomy places the organism in Eukaryota, Fungi, Basidiomycota, Tremellomycetes, Tremellales, Cryptococcaceae.
AUGCCGCCACGACGCUCCACAAGGGCAGCCCCGGCAGCUUCUUUAGCCCCGGCAACCAAGACGACAGCGAAGAGAUCGACACGGGCCAAGAAGGAGCCGUCACCAGAAGUAUCAGGCGAGGAGGACGACCUCGACUCGGUAUCUGCUGCUGAGGACCACGACGACGAUCAGGAAGAGGAGGAAGAGGAAGAGGAGGAGGAUGUGAAGCCAAAGAUCAAGAGGGGCGCAAGCAAAGCAAAGCCGAAAGCCAAGGCUGCUCCUGCCCCCGCACGCCGAAGCGCGAGAGCUUCAGUUGCGUCCGUCGCUUCUGAGCCAGAGCACACGGAAUCUGAAGAUGAGCUCGAGCUGCCACCGCCAAAGCCCAAAAGCAGAUCCAAGAAGGCUGCCCCAGCUCCGAAACCCAGACCAGAGACGCCCGAGAUGACAUCGGAGGAUGAGGAUGAAGCAGAGGAAGAGCUGCAGAGUGCCCUGCGAGGUCAGCGAGGGACCGUCACACCUUCAGAACCGGCUACGCCGACUCCUCAUUCGCGGACUCUUCCUCGGGAGCAGAGUACGACCCCUCGGGCGGGUACAAAUGCUGCUGGUGCCCCCGAAAUCAAUGUUGAAGCGCCCGCGGAUGGUACCCCUCGACCCAGCACGCCCAGCAAGAUGCCCCCUCCCCAAACACCCUCCCAACCCCAGCGCACUCCCCUCUCACAGCCGGAUCCUGCCCCUCCACCAGCACCUUCCGGCCCCAAGCCCAGGUUGACCAUCCACAAAAUCGUGCUUGUCAACUUUAAAUCCUAUGCCGGCCGACAGGAGAUUGGGCCUUUCCACAAGUCAUUUUCAGCGAUUGUUGGGCCGAAUGGAAGCGGUAAAAGUAAUACAAUCGAUGCGUUGCUUUUCGUGUUCGGUUAUAGGGCGAGCAAGAUGAGGCAGGGAAAGCUCAGUGAGCUUAUUCACAACUCGGCAAAGCAUCAAGGAUUGGAGAGCUGUUCAGUAGAGGUGUGGUUCAGGGAGAUUGUUGAUCUCCCCGGGUCUGACAAAUUCCUCCUCGUGCCCAACUCGCAAAUCAUCGUCAACCGAACCGCCUUCCGCAACAACUCGUCCAAAUACACCAUCAACGACCGUUCCAGCACCUUCACCGAAGUCACCACUCUCCUCAAAGGCAAAGGUAUCGAUCUCGACCACAAUCGAUUCCUUAUCUUGCAAGGUGAAGUCGAGAGUAUCGCCCAGAUGAAGGCCAAGGCGCAGAAUGAGCAUGAGGAUGGAUUGUUGGAGUAUUUGGAGGAUAUCAUUGGGACGACAAAGUAUAAGGAGCCGAUUGAGCAGGCGAGUUUGGAGGUGGAGGCGUUGAAUGAGGAGAGGGGAGAGAAGAUGAAUAGGUUGAGGGUUGUUGAGCGAGAAAAGGCUGCUCUUGAGAGCAAGAAGCAGGAGGCUGAGGAUUAUCUUCGAAACGCCAACGAACUCACUCGAAAGAAGUCUUUGCUCUAUCAGAAGCACAUGUACACUCUUCAAAGCAACAUCGACAUCACCACCAAAGCCAUCGAAAACCUCACCGCCCAACUAACCUCCGAACAAGAGCUCAAUGCCGACCAUCUGGCCACCAUCGAUGCUCUCCAAAAAGAGUAUGACGAGCAAGUCGCUGCUUUUGCUGAGGUCAAGAAACAUACGGAUACAUUGACCAAGGAGGCCAAGAAGAUUGAGAAAGAGGAAGUCGGGUUACAGGAGAAGAAGAAGCAUUUGGUCACAAAGCAAAAGAAGUUUAAGAAGAGUAUCACAGACGAUGGACACGCCAAGUCUGAGGCUCAAGCGACUAUUGAGAACUGCACCGAGCAAUUGGAAAAGAACCGUAUCAAGGUAGCAGAACUCGAAGAGAAGCUUGAGGCGGAACAGGCCGAGCACGAGGAAAUCGUCGAGAGCUUGAAAGACAAGACUUCCGUCUUCACCACUCAAAUUGAAGCCAAGCAACGCGAACUCCAACCCUGGAACGACCAAAUCCGCGAAAAGCAAGGUCAAAUCGACGUCGCUACAUCCCAUCGCGAUGGUCUUGCUGAGAAGGCUACUUCUAAACAAGGUGCUUUGGACGAUGCUAGGGAGAAUCUCAAGUCGUUGAAAGAGGGUGGGGAGGGCAAGCAUGAGGAUUACGGGAGGUUGAAGAAGGAGGCUGUAAGGGUCAAGAAGGCUAUUGCCGAUGGCGAGGCGAAACUCGAGGAUCUUACCGGCAAAUGGGAAGGAGUCCGAGCCAAAGUCUCAAACUCCCGCCACAAGGCCGAUGAAGCCAAGGCCUCCAUGGCAGCCGACAGGAGCGAGAACGCUGUUCUUAGCAGUCUCAACAAGCUCCGCGAUCAAGGCCGUAUCAAGGGCUUCCACGGCCGACUCGGUGAUCUCGGUGUCAUUGACGACAAGUACGAUGUUGCCGUCACCACUGCUUGUCCCACGCUCAACAACUUGAUUGUUGACACGGUCAAGCAGGGUGAAGCUUGUAUCGACUUUUUGCGAAAGGGCAAUAUCGGGCGAGCAAAUAUUAUGGUGCUCGAGAAGCUUCCUGCUAGGGUUCCUGCUGCUAUCCAGACUCCAGAGAACGUCCCCAGGUUGUUUGACCUCAUCAAGCCCAAGGACGCCAAAUUUGCCCCGGCAUUCUUCAAGGGACUGGGCAACACCCUUGUUGCCAAUGACCUCGAGCAAGCACAGCGAAUUGGGUUUGGCAGCUCGCAGCGAUGGCGAGUUGUGACCCUCGGUGGACAGUUGAUCGACCCCUCUGGUACCAUGUCUGGUGGUGGUAACCGCGUCGCUCGAGGCGGCAUGUCAUCCAAGUUCAAAGCCGACAAGGUUGCGCCCGAAGUCGUCGCCAAGUUUGAACAAGACACGGCGGCUGCCGAGGCAGAUCUGGCGAAAGCGCAGGAAGAGAGAAAGGCGGUGGUGGCGGAGCUGCAAGAGUGGAAGAAGAGGCUGCCGCAGAUCGAGAUGGAGAUGAGCAAGAUUGAGCUGGAUGUUGCUACCUCUGGAAAGAGAGUGGAGGAAGCUGAAAGGAGGUUGGCAGAGCUGCAGUCUGAGAGCAAGCCGAUAGCGGCUGAUGAGAAGCGCAUCAAAGAACUCGAUGCCGAAAUCGCCUCUCUGACAAAGGAGACUGACAAGCUUCGCACAAAAUCAUCUGCCAUCAACGACGAGCUCAAAUCUCUCCAGGAAAAGAUUCUCGAAGUCGGUGGUGUGCGUUUGCGUGCUAUACAGUCCAAGGUUGCCACCACCAAGGGCCUCGUCGACCUCGCCAACGACGCCAUCACCAAAGCCGAAGUCGGACAGGCCAAAGCCGAGCGUGAUGUGGAAAAGCUGGGCAAGGCCAUCAUCAAGAAUCAAACCACCUUGGAGGAGGUGGAGGGCGAACUGGAGCAGGUGGAAGCUGACCUGGCCAGUUGUACGGCGGAUCUGCAGACUCUGAGAGAGAGGGUUCAGGAGGCCGUGGACUCCAGCGAGGAUGUGAAGGAGGCGUUGGAGCAGAGCAAGCAGGAAUUGGAUGAGAAGAUGCAAGGGAUCAACGCCUUCAGAGCGCUCGAGAUGGAACUGAAGCAGAAGAUCGACGACAGUACAAGGUCUCAGAAAGACAGCAAAGACAAGUACAAGCACUGGCUGAAGAGGCACGAAACUUUGGAACUGGUGUAUAUCGAUGAGGAAGAUGAAGACGAGGAAGAAGGCGGUGAGGGUGCGCCCAAGGAGACGGAAGAUCCUGCCGAACCCGUUAAGGAAGGUGAAGGUGCCGAAGACGCCGAAGGCGCCGGGGAAGGUGCAGAGCCCGAAGCAAAGAAGAAGGCGCCCGCCAAGAAGAAGCAUCAAGACAGCAUGGAGCUUGCAGAGUACUCGCCUGACGAGUUGAUGGAUGUGGACAACGCAGUGCUUAGUGCCGAGAUUGCUGCUCUUGAAGACGAGACAAGUAAAGCUCGACCAAACCUCAACAUCCUCGCCGAAUACCGACGCCGAGAAGCCGAGUUCCUCGACCGAGCCAAGGACCUCGAGCGUGUCACUGGUGGUCGCGAUGCCGCAAAGUCGAGGUACGACGACCUGCGCAAGGUUCGUUUGGAUGAGUUCAUGGCGGGCUUUACGGCCAUCACUGCCAAGUUGAAGGAAAUGUACCAGAUGAUCACGAUGGGCGGUAAUGCCGAGAUUGAGUUGAUCGACAGUAUGGAUCCGUUCUCCGAAGGUGUUGUCUUGUCCAUCAUGCCUCCCAAAAAGUCUUGGCGGGCUAUUGCCAACCUGUCUGGUGGUGAAAAGACCCUCGCUUCCCUUGCCCUCGUUUUCGCUCUGCAUGUCUUCAAGCCCACACCGCUUUACUUUAUGGACGAAAUUGAUGCCGCGCUGGAUUUCAAGAACGUCUCGAUUGUAGCCAACUACAUCCAGUCAAAAACUCAGGCCGCGCAAUUCAUUGUCAUCUCACUCCGUAAUGACAUGUUCGAACUCGCUCAUCGUCUGGUCGGUAUCUACAAGACAGAUAACUGCACGAAGAGUCUUGCGAUCGAGAACAAAGACCUGCGUCUCCAAGCUCGUCCCAAACGUGCUGCAAACGUGCCCCCAACACCAUCUGUCGGAGGCGGAGCUGUACCAGCAACACCCGCGUUCCGGAGACAACCUGUGAACGUCGUCAGGGCGCAGGCUGAGGAAAAAGAAGACCCGAGCACGCCAGGGACAGUCGUAGGGUGA